AAUUCGUCGUCGUCGGGAGUGAUGUGGCUUAAGCAAAGAGGAAAAUCAUGAAACUCUCGGCUAGUGCUUGUUUUGUAAAUAUUCUGUGUCUAGGAUUAGCUUUCACAGUAAUCGGAGCAUUUGGGAAAAAAUGUGGCGAUCCCAAGUGCACAACUGUUAUUUCAACGGGAAGAGCAUCCAUGCGGUAUAUGGGAGCCGCAGGAGGAAAGGUGAACGUUGAUCAAAAUGAGAUGUUGCAGAUCCUGGCUAAACAAGUCGGAAAGAAUGAAGACUACCUAGUGCGCAAAGCAAACGGAAAAGAAGGCCUCGUAGCUAAAUACUUCUUAAAAGAAACACAAAUCUUCGUCAAAUCUUCCGAUCUAGUAACCGUUAGUGAUGAUGCUCCGCCUAGUGACCCCAAAGUGGAGCAAACAGAUGCCACCGGUGGAACGAAGGAUGUUCCUGGUGAACCUGUUCCUACGAAGGAAAUCGCAGACAGCAUAAGUGAAAGUUCCACAAAAGUACAUGACGGUACGGGUGUUCCGGUUGAGCCGGCACCUAGUUUGGAAGUCAUACCUCACACGCAGUCAUCGUCCGCGGACGGUACGGAUUUGCAUGUAACUGGAAAACCCUCAGUAGCAACUGAUGAUGCUUUGGAGAACAGCAAUGAAGAUGAUGAAGACGAGGAGGAGGAUGAUGAAGAGGAAAUUGAUGUCGAUGAUGAAGAACUGGGGGAUAUCGAGGAUGAACAAACUGAAGACAGCAAAGAAAUUGAUGGUAGCGUUUCUGCAAAUGUGCCAUCAAAAGGUGCAGCUUCUGCCGCUUCUGCAGUUACUGGGGACGCAUCUGUUCCCCCUGCAGUUGUAACAGACAGUGCUGUGCCCGUCGUAGCAGCCGAGACAAAUAAUGCCCCAGAGCAGUCAAACGUCCAACAUGAUCAAUUUCAACUCACCGGCCAACCCCUAGAGCAACCCGAAUCUAAAAGCUUCAGUUCGGAACCAUUCGCGUUAAAUGAAAAACUUGUAGAACAGAAAAUAGAUAGUGCAUUGGUUAUGGACAAUACAACGAAGGAUGAAACGGUUGAACAAGUUCCAGAAGUAGAUAGUCUGCGUAUAACAACCGCAAGCGUAUUGGACAAUACAACUGCUGAACCGAUAUCUGGCGAUACGAAGGAUGAUGCAAGUUCGUCCGAAAUACCGAUUAUCUCAGAAACUCCUUCACAGGGUCUAGACGAAGCUACAAGGGAACCAACACAGCAGAGCCAGCAUGUUACAUCUGAUAACAUUCUGAACGUGCCGGUUGAAGCCACUACCGAAGCACAUACUUUGCUGGUAGACGAAACGGUUACACCACCUCCAGCGGACAUUGAAAUCCCUGCACUAGUGGAAAUAGCUUCAGAAGCAAACAUUGUACUUCAAUCCGUUACACCAGUUCCGCUGGAAAUUGAUGUCCCCGUAACGGUAGAAGUAGUCAUGGAAGCAACAACACCGCCUACUCCGAUAGUUUCAAGUGAACCAGUAACGGAAAGUGUAGCGUCGGACACCAAACCAACACAUCCUAAUCGCAUUCUUUCCGGAGGAUUGGGUAAUCUACUUGCCCAUAGUCAUCAUCACCACCAUCAUCAUCAUCACCAUGGUAACCACGAUCAUCAUUCGCACCUUCCUCAUCAACACCAUCACAAUGAAAACGUUCCUCAGUACGAACAAGACAAAGACAAUUCUCAUGCAAUCGGAGUUCAAACCAUCGAUGAAACUCAUUUGCAUUUCCCUGAUCCAGUAGGGGUUGACGGACAGCAAAAAACAGGUGAUGGUCUCUAUUUUGACCCUACCGUAAACAACGGUGGUUUGCAACGCGAUACCAGCGAGCAGACGAGCAACAUUCCCAACACAGAAAAUUCCCUAAAUGAGAAAGAUUUGACCGGUUUUUGUAACGUUGAGGGAAUCAACUGCCCGCCUGUUACCGGAGGAGGGCAACAUGCGAACGGUGCUCAUGAAGAAGUGCUUCCACAAUCACCGAUAAUCGAGACACCAGGGCUUGAAACAGAUACCCGAGUGCCAACUCUACCGCCUCAAGCUAGCAGUGAAUGCGUUUAUACCGGGGAACCGUUCGGAGACUAUGUGGAAGUAUUCUUACGGGAAGCCCUCAAAAUGAGUGAUUUCAUUUUGCUACUAGCUAUAACGUCUUUCACGUUGCUCGUCUUUUCGCUGGGCCAUUAUAUGAUAAACAAAAAUCGACGCGAAAAACCACUGAUCUAUAAGUUAAACAUGAUUGAACGAGAUCUCAUGACGGCACAUAAAGAGAACGGACUGCUAAAAGCUGAACUGCACGAUACACGUCACAAGUUGACUAGCAUCGAGAACAACUCAUUCGGAUCCAACGAUAUGGUGAUCGCACUGAAAAACGAACUUGAACAAGCAGAAGUUGUGAAGCAGGAACUGCAAGCUCAAAUAGCGGGACUGGAGAAAGAGCUCGAAAAUGCGGCCGAGGCAGGUCUGGAAUUGAACAAAAUGGUAGCUGAACUGUUGAAUCAAAAUGGGAGCGAUACCAUUGCCACAAGUGUAGACGAACUGCAAAGACAGCUCAAUGAACAGCAGCAAACAAUUCUGUCCAUGAACGCUUCCCUAGCGGAAAAGAGUCGCGAAAAUAGUGAGUUACAAAUAGCGAUCGCAAAUCAAACGAGUAAGGCAAAUGAGCGGGUAGAAGAGCUACAGCAGGCGCGCACGCAAUUAACGAGCGAUUGUUUAAAGUUGACAGAGGAUGUAGAUCGUUUGAAGUCCGAGCUACAGUCGAAGGUAGAAGGUAUAAGAAAGGAGACUAGCGGUGAAAUCGAAAAGUUAACCAAGGACCUGAAAAUAGCACAAACUAAGGGCGAAGAACAACGCAAAGCACUGGCUGUCUCUGAAGCAAAGUGUGAUGCUUUAGAACAGUGUUUGAAGGACGCCAAAUUUUCUGCAGAUGGCACCAGUGGUAAUGUUGCUGGUCUCAUGGACACUGUAGAAUUGAAUGCCAAGAUCGCUCUUCUAACCAAGGAUAACAAAUCGUUGCAAGAUAAGCUACAGGGUGAAACAAUAGCGCGGCAGCUUGUGGAAGACCAUAUCAAAAUGGUGAAUGAAGAAAUUUCGAGCCUUAAAAGGGAUUAUGGGAAAGCGGAAAAAGACAAGCUUGAAGCGGAAACGAGGCUAGAGGUUUUGUCUUCUUACUUUAAGGAAAAGGAAACACAGCUACAAAAGGAACUAAGCGUAAAAGAAGCCAUGUGGAUGCAGCAACAGGGUGAAACAACAUCGACGGUAGAGAAGAUUCGACAUCUGCAAGAUGAAACACAACAGCUAAAAUCGCAGAAUGAUAAGCUACGUGCAGAGAUUGAGGCACAAGCUGCGGCACACAAGGCACAGUAUACUAUGCUUGAAACACGCUCGCAUGACGCAUGGCUAACUGCUCGCCAAGCGGAACGAAGAUUAGAAGAAUCCCGAAAUGAGUCAAGUGCUCUGCGACGCAAGCUGACGGCGCUUGGUGAUGUAUCUGCUGGAAGUGAUGGUGUUAUCAAUUUACCGAGCAUGUCUACGGACCUGGGAAUGACUGCACCAUCGCCUAUGCGAGUUGAAUCGCCAAACGCACCACCACCGCUUAUGGGCGUUCUGCCGCCGCCUCCCUUCAUGGCUCCAUUCAUGCCAGGUCCUCCACCACCGUUCUUGCCCCCGUUUAUGCCGCCUCAUCAUGGUCCUGGAGAAAUGAGGCCACCUCCACUAGGCAGGCUGAUGUCCCCUCCACCGAACCGCUAUUCUCCCAACAGUAUCAUUGAUGCCCGUGAUCGUUACAGUCCUGAUCGAGGACGAUACUCACCAGAUAGUCGAUAUGAUUACUCGGUAAUGUCAACGUACGAGACAGAGAAUGAUUUUAGUCCACCACCAUCGCCACCGCAUCACUCGCGGCAUUCGAAUUAUGAGCCGGACCGGGAUCGCGAGCGCGACCGUGAUCGGGAUCGGAACUUCAAAGAGCGUGAUCGAGAUCGGGCGAGCGAUCGUGACCGCGAUGGACGCUACAGUGGCAAUGGGGGCUACGCAAGAGGAUACACACCAACCGGUAUUCGCACUUCGCCACCCAUACAGGAUCCUAGGAACAAAAAAUACGCAGGAGGUUUCAGUUCCGGUUCACAGGAUUCUCUUGGAACACGUAAAAGCUCGAGCAAGUAUCGAGAAGGAAGAAAUCCGCACGUGUAAGGAACACGGCUCUUGAUAUAAGUAGAAAAUGUGAGCUGGAAUGCUUUCGUAUUAGGUUGAGUUGUUAAAUAUUGGUUGAAGUAAAACGGAUCAAAAUCAUAUGAAAACCAAAAAAUCUAUAGUUGGAGAAUAUAAUUGUUUGUUUGUUGAUUACAUUAACCUUGGUUGCAGGGGAAUCACAUCUUCAAUAGUAUUUGGAUGAAUUUUAAACAUUACAAUCAGUCGAUCAAAAUGAACAAAGACAUACAACCGAAUUUGCUAAACAUGGGAAAAUAUAUAAAAAGGAACUUAUUACUUAUUUAAUCGGGUUUAAAACAAUUUUAAUGCCGACCGCUGAAAGAAUCAAUCUAGUUGAUAGUGGAACCAAUCGUAGUAGUCGAAAUCGGAUGGAGAAUCGUAGUCAAUAUGCAUCACAGCAAUCGUCGAAGACGUGAAAUGCAAGAGCUCUUUCGCGUCAAUUUGAAAUUGCUUUUCGCCACGAUGAGACGUCUACAGGGCCCUCCAACCAGGAUUUCUGAAGAGCGCACUGAGUACAAAUCAUCAGUUUUGCCGUGGCAACGUGGAACUGGAUCCAGCGGGGUUGCCAAACCUGCGCAAUCAGCUUCUAGAAUCUUAUCGCGCAACAAUACGUUCAGUGUUCUCAAGAAACCCUCUAGCAGCUUUUUGGGAGUCCAAACACCGCAUAGCGGAACGGUCCUCGGGGUGCAACGUAGCAAUCGCUGGGGUAGUGUGGACAAUUUAUCCAUAAAUCGAAAAACGUCGGUUCCACCUAACAAUGUAAAGGGUAGCACUACGGCUCCUCAAUAUACAUCGAAUAGUUCGGUCACAAUGGAGAACAAUAAGAAUCGGAGUGUGAAUUACUGUCCGUCAGAUGUUCGACAAGCUAGCAUGAUACCGAUCAUGUUACCAGCAUGUGUUCAGCCACAGAAACCGAUGGACGGGUUCUCUGAAGUGCAUCCCCGGCCAAGGCCUCCUGCAAUUCGCAUACAUCACG
Messenger RNA from Anopheles darlingi, 5190 nucleotides. It is a transcript of the gene Tango1, whose product is annotated as transport and Golgi organization protein 1. The coding region runs from base 48 to 4196 and encodes 1382 amino acids. The transcript has 8 exons. Gene Ontology annotation, biological process: protein secretion; vesicle cargo loading; endoplasmic reticulum to Golgi vesicle-mediated transport. Gene Ontology annotation, cellular component: endoplasmic reticulum exit site; endoplasmic reticulum membrane. The record is from RefSeq and is a predicted model, not a curated record. Lineage: Eukaryota; Metazoa; Arthropoda; Insecta; Diptera; Culicidae.